AUGUCUGCAUCAAAUGAGCCAUCAGAAAAUAAAAACUCGACUUCACAAUUGGAUGUUCGUAAGCAACACACUCCAUUUAUCGAUGCCAAAAGCCGUAAAGACAAGCAAUCUAUAGAAUACAUAUCAAAAACUCUUCUUGCAGGUGGUCUGGCUGGAUGUGCUGCAAAGACAGUUAUUGCUCCUUUGGAUCGAGUAAAGAUCCUCUUUCAAACCAGUAAUCCAGCAUAUGAGAAAUUCGCUGGUUCGUUCUUUGGAACAUUUCGAGCAUUAUCUACCAUUCGACGUACACAAGGCACGUUUGGCCUUUUUCAGGGUCACUCAGCAACACUGCUUCGUAUUUUCCCAUACGCUGCUAUCAAGUUCAUGUCAUAUGAGCAACUUAAGGGGUGGCUAAUGCCUACCAAGAAACAUGAAACUCCCAUAAAAAAAUUUCUGGCGGGAUCAAUUGCUGGCUGCUUGUCCGUGUUUUGCUCAUACCCACUAGAUAUUUUGCGUGUUCGGAUGGCAUUUGAUGUAAGAUUAAACCGACCCCCAUCUGGCCUGUUUGAGACCGCUAGAGCAAUGUACAUCGAGCCGAGCAUUUUCUUCCCUAAUGCACCCAAAUGGAUCUUGCCUUUUACGAACCUGUUUAAUUUCUAUCGGGGCUUUAUACCCACUAUUUAUGGCAUGAUACCCUAUGCAGGAGUUUCGUUUUUAACCUAUGAAACACUCAAGUCGUAUAUGCUCAUGCAUUAUCAGCAGUACACUCUGUCCAAUUGGAAUGAAUCGUCUGAUCUACAUACUCCUAUCAAGCCAAUUUUAAACGCUCUGACGAAUCUUACCAUUGGUGGCAUAUCUGGAGUCAUUGCUCAGACCUUUUCUUAUCCGUUUGAAGUCGUUCGACGCCAUAUGCAAGUGUCGGGAAAAUCUGCUCUUGGACAUGAACAUACAUCUACUUUCAACACAGUCAAAGACAUUUUUCGUCGUAAAGGAUUUAGAGGUUUUUGGAUUGGCUUGAGUAUUGGGUAUAUCAAAGUUACACCUAUGUUUGCUGUUUCAUUCUAUUCAUAUGAAUGGCUCAAACUCCAACUGAAUAUCGAUUAG
Messenger RNA from Batrachochytrium dendrobatidis JAM81, 1083 nucleotides. RefSeq names its product coenzyme A transporter. The record is from RefSeq and is a predicted model, not a curated record. Gene Ontology annotation, cellular component: mitochondrial inner membrane. The transcript has 4 exons. Gene Ontology annotation, molecular function: coenzyme A transmembrane transporter activity. Lineage: Eukaryota; Fungi; Chytridiomycota; Chytridiomycetes; Rhizophydiales. Gene Ontology annotation, biological process: mitochondrial coenzyme A transmembrane transport. The coding region runs from base 1 to 1083 and encodes 360 amino acids.